AUGGGUACGCGAUCUGGAAGUGGAAACGGCCGUCGCUCAGUCGGGCAAGCGGCACCCCGUUCUUCCACUUCCAGGAUUUGGGAAAAUCCACCGCCGGCGCGAGCGACCACUAGGUCUGCAGGUCCGAUCAGGAGCCGAAUCCCCAGGCACGCAGGUCUCUCCUCCUCGUCAGCCGGAAAUCUAUGGGGCGAUGCUGAGAUUUCAUCGAACACGUUGGGCAAUGGCCAGGUGCCGGGCCGCCGGCCGAGGACGGCACCUGCUGUGCAAACAAUGUUCGACGGUGGACAAACCGGGAAGCGAUCUCGAUUCCCGGGGUAUAAUCGUGAUCGCCUUCCAGAGCUUUCUCGUUCGACGAGCCCUCCACCGCACAGAAGUACCUCGAACACCUCGGCUAUCUUUGGGCACGAUAGCAAUCACAAUCAUGCGGGUUAUAGCCACGUCAGGAGGCGGUCGGACUUGGUGCCUGUACGUGCGCUCCUGAUCCUACCGGACUCGAGCGUUGGUCACGAGGUGUCCACCGUGGACAUGUCGGCCUUCGACAGCGUGAGCUUCCUCCGCGCCGCGAUCCAGGCCGACGUUGCUCGCGACACACACUGGGCAGAAGAGACCAGCGCCAACAGCGCCGCCGGGCAUAGGCAUGGGAAUGGACGACGUGGCAGAGGCGACCUGUGUCCGCCGUUCACCUUCUGCUACGCCGACGGCGUCGCCAUUGACCCCGGUCAAGAAGAGAGACUCUCCGUAAAAGACAUUGCUGUUGAUCCCGCCUUACAGGCUACGGGUGCGGCGGCGGCGGUUGGCCGUAGCGACUCUGAUCAGCUCUCGGACCAGGGUGGUGGCAGUGGCGAGAUGCGCGUGUUUCUGCGGGCGUGUGAACCCCUAACGGAGCAGGGUGCGAGUCAUGGUGGCGGCGGCGUGCUACAUCGUUGGGAGAGUCUGCAGGGGGGGGCUUGGAAUACCGAGGCGUACCUUCGUGGUUCUUCAUCCGGCAGCCCCGACUCUGCUUUUUCGAAACAUGGCGGGGCGGACGGCAGCCUGUCAUCCUCGACCUUCCAGAACCCCGCGUCCUCGUCAUCGUUUGACCCCAACGCUGGAUAUGGAGCACAGCGUGGGGGAAACGGCAGCGGUUCAUCCCGUCUUCCGGGCGGAGUUGUGCUUGGUGCCGGUGCCGGUAGCGUGAGCUCGUCCUCACUCACGACCGGAGGGGUACAACCACACCAUUCGAGGAGGAUCUCCGUCAGCUUCGACGAGGCUAAGGACGCGCGGCGUCGCACGAUCCAAGAACAGGUUAUGCUCCUGGCAGCAUCGAAAGUCACUCUCAUCACCAAGGUUUUCAGGGGAUACCGGGCCAGAAUUCUCUUUCGGGAGCGGCUUGAGUUGCACCAAAGAGCCUGUAAGAUCCAGCAAUGUGCUCGCCGGAAGGCCGCCAAGAAUGAGCUCGGCCGCCGUGCUUACCGUCGGGACAAGGCGGUUAAAAUACAGUCGAUGGCGCGGUCACGCAAAUCCAGACGAGAAGCUUCCCGUCGCCGUGACCAACGCGUUGCCGCUACGCGCAUCCAAACGUCUGCAAGGUCCACGGCGGCGAAAAAGGAGGCAAAAGAACGUCAGGAUCAGCGCAGGAAUGAGGCUAAGGCGGAAUUGGCUCGCAAGGAGAAGGAGGAGGAAGAGCGAGAACUAGCGGCCCGAGAAGAAAACGCUCGCGAAGAGGCCAGGUUGGCUCAGAGACGGGAAGAGGACGAGGCGAUUGUCAGAAUUCAAAGCCUCGCUCGCGCGAGAGGUGCCAAGAAGGAGGCCAUUGUAAGACGGGACCUCAGGCAGGCGGCUCUUUUACAACAGAAAGCAGAACAGGACCAAGCGGCCUUGCAGCUUCAACAUCUAGCUCGCGGCCGAGCUGCGAGAAUCGAAGCGAACAAACGGCGCAAGAGGAAGGAGGCGGCGGCACAAGUUCGCGAACUGAAGAAACGUAGAUACGAUGCCUCGGCCAAGAUAGCAGCGUUAGCCCGGGGAAGAAAAGCCAGGCACAGCACGCUCGAGUUGCGAAACAAGAAGAGCGCCGCGAUUUUGAUCCAGAGAACGGCGAGAGGACGGCGGGGUAGGAGCCGCGCUAAGAUCCUCGCUGAUCAGCACCGCCGCGAAGCCCACGCCGAAGAAAACGCCGCGACCAUGAUCCAGAAGGUGGCCAGGGGUAACUCCAGCCGGACUCUGCUUCACCGACUCGAAACGGAUACGAGUACUAGCGACCUUUACGGCAUCGAAAACAAUCCGAGAGACUCCGGGUACGCUGGUGGUGCUUCAGACAACGACAAAGGGUCGAUUCCGCCGUACAAGCACCAACAGGGCGGCGACCUUUCGGUUCAAGCCGGGCAUGCGUCGUCGAAACAUGUUGAGUUUUUGACGGGCCUUUCCGCCCCGGACGAUGUGGCGGCCCGGUUAGCCCUCGAUGUCAAUGAGCAGAUCAAUAGCUUCGUUGUCGUUCAGGCGCAGAUCAGGCGACUCGAGGCUGGCGUGGCAAAGACACCGACUGGGCCUGAAGAAAAGAGCGACGAAGAAGAUGGAUCGAGUCGCGGCGUGGACAACCAUGGCGAUGAUGAUUCUCCCCCUGAAGGAUCAGACGAACAAGAACACCCGUCCGAAUUCGAUCCCACGCUUGACUCGUCGCACUCAGCGUCUGCUGAGCAGCAAUCGGCAGAAGGAGGAGGACAAGAGGAGGCAUGGAAAUCCGACUUCGAAUCCGACUUCAAGUCUGAUUUCUUGCUCCACGAUGAGCCGGUGGAUGCUCUGGUUGUUGCCAAGGGAACCAUGGCUCGGGUAGGCGAAGAGCGUGAUACCAAGGAGGAGGGGGUGGUAGAUCGCAGAGCGGAAGAAGGGCAAGAUGUCUUCAAAUCUGGUUUUUCGCUGGGGGGUGAGCCCGAGAGCGGUCUAGCUGCCCCCGCCGAAGAAAAUCAGCCAGCGCAAAACGAAGCACACGCUGAAGAACCUGAGGUUCCUGGGCAGGCAACGGAAGAAGUUUUCAAGUCUGACUUUGUCCUGGAUAAUGGGUCGGCGGGUACCUUGGCAGUUGAUGCUGCUGAUAUCAACAUGAUGGGCGACGAGUCGCACGAGGAAGAAGAAUGGAGAUCUGACUUCGCGCCGCUUGAAACGCCAGGCGAAGACAAUGAACUUCGCGGCGAGGGGCUGGAUGAGCUUGACAAGGUCUCCGACGUAAACGAGGAACCCUCGGUUUCUGGGACCGAGCAUCAACUCAAGAAGGCGGUCGUGUCGGCGGAAGCGGAGAAGAGUGGGGUUAAGACAGAACUUGCGUCAUCCGAUGGGGACUGCUCUGCGGUGGAAGAUGAUGACGACCGCAAAAUUUCGACGCCGCCGCAGAGUCCCGAGGCAGUCCAAGAAGCGGGAGUAGUGCAACAGGAGGGGCCUGGAGCUGAGACGGCGGAAGAGACAAGCGUGGCAGAAGAACCUAGUGUGCCACCCUUACCGACCAUGAUGAGCGAGAACGAGCCAUUGAUGCUCCAACACGAGCCGUCUACCGAACCUCAGCUUCCCGGAGCAGCACAAGAACAAGAGGGCGACAGGACUUAUUCUUCUGCCGCAUGCGACAACGCGGAGCCGGCACCAAUGGUCUCGGCGAAGGGCACGCUUGACGAGCAGCAACCCACCGGCGGUGUGUCCGGCGCGCGAGGGGUAGCACCGGCGACACCCGAGGACGAUCAUGUAUUGGUUCUCGCCGGCGAGAUAGUUGCACUCGCGGUGUCGGAAGCGAAAGAAGCGCUCCUCCUUGAAGCCAAAAAGGCGCGUCCCGAGUCUUCGCCACAUGACGAUACUCACCGUAGGAUCUCACUUUCUGGACAUUUCAUAGAUGUCAAUACUGGUAUUCUUGAGUGGACAGGACGAGACGGGACCAACGGGAAGGGCGAGACGUCCGAUAAAGCUGAAAUUUCCGGAGAAACCUCCAAAUCAUCCGACAUUGCUUCCGGUGACUCGGGAUUGGAUCGUUCUACUCCCCAAGGCGAAGAAAUGCCGGCAGCAGCUAUCGGUGGGCAUCACCCUACGCCCGGCGUCCAUUCUAGUCCUAAUCUUGACCUGCGCCUGCAAGACCUCCCGUCCAGUCGAGAAGACGUGGAACUGCGGCCAACUGGUGUUGGGAGUGAAAUGGCGACGAUGGCGGAAAACCUUGAGGGAGAAAGGGGACCAACGUCCAGAACGAUCGACAGCACAGAGCCCCCGAAACUGGAACAAGACGCGGGCGAUUCAGCCGAUGGUGCUCUUGCUGAUCUUGGGUUGGGUCGUCCUGGAUCGCUGGGAGAAGAGAUGGCUGAAACCGCUACCAAAGAGGGAGAUGCUCUACCGUCUCUUGUUUUGCCGGACGAGCAACAGGAUGGCGUCGACACGGGAGUAGAGAUAUCGAGUGGGGUCGAGGGUGGGUCGGCACCCACCGCUGUUGAAGAAGGGGAGCAGGCGGUAUCACCCCUCGCCGUGCCCGACGAGGAACGAGAUGUCCCCGCACCGGUGGAGCAAGAAGCGGUGGCUGCAGCGGAGGGUAGCACUGCUCCCGUCGGUUCUGAGGACGUAGACGCCGCGGCAUCGUCCCCUACGGCGUUGGAUGAGGAGCGGGAUACCCCGCCGUCCGUGGAGCAGGAAACGACGGCUGUAGUGGAGGAUAGUGCCACUCGCGGCGCUCUUGAGGAUUUAGACACCGCAGCAUCACCUGCCACACUCGAAGAAGAACGAGAUACCUCGCCGUCCAUGGAACAGGAAACGACGACUGUACUGGAGGACGGCGCUGCUCCUACCGGUGAUCAAGACGGGGACCAGGUGGUAUCGUCCCCUGGCGUGCCCGAUGAGGAACAGGAUGGUGCCGAUAUGGGAACGGACAUGGCGAAUGAGGCUGAGGGUAGUUCGGCACCCACCGGUGUUGAAGAAGGGGAUCAGGCGGUAUCGUCCCCCGCCGUGCCCGGCGAGGAACGAGAUGUACCUGCACCAGCGGAGCAAGAGUUGGUAGCUGUAGUGAAGGACAGCAUCACCCCCGUCGGUCCUGAGGAAGUAGAAGCCGCGGCACGAUCCGCUGUCAUUCCCGACGAGGAGCGGGAUGACCCCUUGUCCGAGCAGCAAGAACCGGUGACUACAGUGAAGGACAGCGCCGCUCCCGCCGGUUCAGAGCAUGUAAACGUCGUGGCAUCACCCCCUGCUGUACUCGAAGAGGAACGGGAUACCCCGCCGUCCGUGGCUCAACAACCGGUGUCCGUAGUGGAGCACAACGCCGCUCCCGCCAGUCUUGCAGAAGAGCACCAGGUGAUAUCAUCUCUUGGCAUGCCCGGUGAGGAACUGGAUGAGCCUGCACCGGCGGAGGAUACAUCGGUAACCGAGGCGGGAGAUAGCACCGCUCCGGUCGGUCUUGAAGAGGGAGAUGCUCUACCGUCUCUUGUCGUGCCUGACGAGCAACAGGGUGGCGUCAAACCGAGAACAGAGAUGUCGCAUGAGGCCGAGAGUAGUUCGGCACCUACUGGUGUUGAAGAAGGGGGGCAGGGACCGGCGGAGCAAGAAACGGUGGCUACCGUGGAGGACAACGGCCCUCCCGCCGGUCCUGAGCAAGUAGACGCCGCGGGAUCAUCCCCUACCGUAUUCGACGAGAAACAGGGUGCCCAACCUCCCGCGGUGUUGGAAACGACGGCUGUAGUGGCGGACGGCGCCGCUCCCGGCGGCGGUGAACAGGGGAACCAGUCGGAACCAUCCCUUGGCAUGCCCAGUGAGGAACUGAGUGAACCUGCACCGGCGGAGGAAGCACUGGAAGCGGAGGCGAGGGAUACCACCGCUCCCAUCGGUCUUGAAGAGGGGGACGUUGUACCGUCUGACGAGCAACGGCAUGGCGCCGAUACGGGAACAGAGGUCGUCCAUAAGGUCGAGGGUGGGUCGGCACCCACCGGCGUUGAAGACGGGGAUCAGGCGGCAUUAUCCCCUGCCGCGCCCGACGAGGAACAAGAUGUCCCCGCACUGAUGGAGCAAGAAGCGGUGGCUGCGGUGGAGGACAGCGCCGGUCCCGCCGGUCCUGAGGAAGUAGACGCCAUGACGUCAUCUCCGACCGUAUUCGCCGAGGAGAAGGAUACCCCGCCGUCCGUGGAGCAGGAAGCGGUGACUACAGUGGAGGACAUCGCCACUCCCACCGCUCUUGAGGACGUAGACGCCGCGACAUCAUCCCCUGCUGUACUCGACGAGGAACGGGACACCCGGCCGUCCAUGGCGCAAGCACCGGUGUACGUAGCAGAUGACACCGCUGCUCCAGCUGGCUUUGGACCAGAGCACCAGGUGGUACCAUCCCUUGGCAUGCCCGGUGAGGAACUGAGGGAUCCUGCACCGGCGGAGGAAGCAUCGGUAGUGGAGGUGGGGGAUACCACACCUCCGGCCGACCUUGAAGAGGGCGACACGCUACCAUCUCAUGUGGUGCCUGACGAGCAACAGGGUGCCGUCGAUCCGGGCAUAGAGCUGUCGUAUGAGGUCGAGGGUGGUUCGGCCCCCACCGGUGUUGAAGAAGAGGACCAGGCGGUAUCAUCCCCCGUCUUGCCCGACGAGGGAGGAGACGUCCCCGCGCCGGUUGAGAAAGGAGCCGUGGCUGCAGCAGAGGACAACACCGCUCCCGCCGGUGCUGAGGAAGCAAACACCGCGGUAUCAUCCCCCGCUGUAUUGGACGAGGAACGGGACACCCCUCCGUCCGUGGAGCAAGAAGCGGUGACUACAGUGGAGGACAACGUUGCUCCCGCCGGUCCUGAGGAAAUAUGCGCUUCGGAAUCGCCCCUUGCCGUAAUGAACGACGAACAGGAUGCCUUCCCGUCUGUAGAGCCAGAAAUGACGGCGGUAGUGAAGGACAGCGCCGGUCCCGCUGGUCUUGAAGAGGGGGACCAGGUGGUACCAUCCCUUAGCAUACCUCGUGAGGAACAGGGUGUCCCUGCCCCGGUGGAGGAUGCAUCGAUACCGGAGGUAGAGAACAGCGCCCCUCCGACUGGUCUUGAAGAGGGGGACGCUCUACCGUCUGUUGUCGUGCCUAACGAGCAACAGGAUGGCGUCGAUACGGGAGUAGAGAUAUCGCAUGAGGUCGAAGGAAGUUCGCCCCCCACCGGUGUUGAAGACAGGGAACAGGUGGAAUCAUUCCCCGUCGUAGAUGUCCCGGCACCGGUGGAGCAAGAAGCGGUGGCUGCAGCAGAGGGCAGCGCCGCUCACGCCGGUCCCGAGCAGCUAGACACCGUGGCAUCACCCUCCGCUGUAUUCGACGAGGAGCGGGAUACCCCGCCGUCCGUUGAGCAGGAAAUGCCGUCUGUAGUAGAGGACAUCGCCACCCCGGUCGCUCCUGAGGAAGCAGACGCCGCGGCAUCAUCCCCUGCUGUACUGGACGGGGAACGAGACGACCCCCCGUCCAUGGCUCAAGAACCGGUGUCCGUAGCAGAUGACGGCGCCGCUCCCGCCGUUCUUGGAGGAGAGCGCCAGGCGGUACCAUCCCUUGGCAUGCCCGAGAUGCCGCUGGUGUUCGAGGGAAGUUCGGCACCCACCGGUGCCGAAGAAGCGGACCAGGCACCGGUGGAGCAAGAAGCGGCGACUGUGGUGGAGGGCAGCGCCGCUCCCGCCGGUGCUGAGGAAGUAGACGAUUCGGCAUCGCCCCCCGCCGCAUUGAACGACGAACAGGAUGCCCCCCCGUCUGUAGAGCCAGAAACGGCGGCUGUAGUGGAUGACAGCGCCGCUGCCUUUGGUCUUGAAGAGGGGGGUCAGGUAGUAUCACCCCUCAGCAUGAUCGGCGAGGAUGACCCUGCGCCUACGGAAAUGACAUCGGUAGUUGAGGUGGGGGACGCCGCGGCAUCAUCCCCUAGUGAGUUGGACGAGGAAGAGGAUGCUCCCCCGUCCCUGGAGCAGGAACGGACGGCUGUCGUGGAGGACAGCGCCGCUCCCGCCGGGGGUCAAGACGGGCACCAGGUGGUACCAUCCCUUGGCAUGUCCGGUGAGGAACAGGGUGUCUCUGCCCCGGCGGAGGAAACAUCGGCAGCCGAGGUGGAAAAUGGCGUCGCUCCCGCCGGUCUUGACGAGGGGGGCACUCCGCCAUCUCUUGUCGUACCGGACGAGCAACAGGGUGGCGACAAUACGGGAACAGAGAUGUCACAUGAGGACGAGGGAAGUUCGGUCCCCAGCGGUGUUGAAGAAGGGGAGCAGGCACCGGUGGAGCAAGAAGCGGUGGCUGCAGUGGAGGAUAGCACUGCUCCCGCCGGUCCUGAGGACGUAAACGCGGCGGCAUCACCCCCUAUGGCAUCGCGCGAGGAGCGGGAUACCCCGCCGUCCAUGGAGAAGGAAACACGAGCUAGAGGGGACGACACUGCCGCGCCCACCGUUGUUGAGAAAUUAGACACCGCGGCAUCACCUCCCACAUUCGACGAGGAACGGAAUACCCCCCCGUCCAUGGCGCAAGAACCAGUGUCCGUGGUGGAGAACAGUGCCGCUCCCGCCGGCCUUGCAGCAGAGCACCAGGCGGUAUCAUCCCUUGGCAAACCCGACGAGGAACUAAAUGGACCUAAACCGGAGGAAGAAGCAUCGGCACUAGAGGUGACAGACAGCACCGCUCCGGCCGGUCUUGAAGAGGGGGACGCUCUGCCGUCUCUUGUUGUGCCUGAGCAACAGGGUGCUGUCGAUACGGGUACUGAGAUGCCGCAUGAGGACGAGGGUAGUUCGGCACCCACCGGUGUGGAAGAAGGGGAGCGGGCGGUAUCACCCCCCGCCCUGCCCGACGAGGAACGAGAUGUCCACGCACCGGUGGAGCAAGAAGAGGUGGCUGCAGCGGAGGGUAGCACUGCUCCCGUCGGUUCUGAGGACGUAGACGCUGUGGCAUCAUCCCCUACGGCGUUGGAUGAGGAGCGGGAUACCUCGCAGUCCAUGGAACACAAAACGCUGGCUGUAGUGGAGGAUAACGCCACUCCCGCUGGUCUUGAAGAGGGGGACCAUAUGUCAUUAUCUCUUAGCACGCCCAGUGAGGAUGUUCCUUCACCGGCGAAGGAAGCAUCGGUAGUGGAGGUAGCAGAUACCGCCGCUCCGUUCGGUCUUGGGGAGGGGAAUGCUCUCCCACCGCUUGUCGUGUCUGAAGAGCAACGGGAUGUCGCGGAUCCGGGAACAGAGAUGCCGAAUGAGGUAGAGCGUAGUUCGGCACCCACCAGCCUUGAAGAAGGGGAUCCGGCGGUACCAUCCCCGGCAGUUCCCGACGAGGAACGAGAUGUUCCCGCACCGGUGGAGCAAGGGGUGGCUGUAGUGAAGGGCAUCGCCGGUCCUACCGUUCCUGAGGACGAAGACGCCACGGCAUCAUCUCCCGCCGUAUUGGCCGAGGAGCGGGAUACCCCUGCAUCUGUGGGGCAAGAAGCGGUGGCGGCAGUGGAGCACAGCACCGCUCCCGCCGGUUCUGAGAAAUUAGACGCGGCGGCAUCAUCCCCUGCUGUACUCAACGAGGAACGGGAUACCCCGCCGUCCAUGACCGAAGAACCGGUGUCCGUAGCGGAUGCCACCACCGCUCCCGCCGGCCUUGGGGCAGAGCACCAGGAGGUAUCACCCCUUGGCAUGCCCGGUGAGGAUGCCCCUGCACCGGCGGAGGCAGUACCGAUGGCUGAGGUGGGGGACAGCGCCGCUCCAGCCAGUCUUGAAGAAAGGGACGCUCUACCAUCCCAUGUCGUCUCUGACGAGCAGCAGGAUGGCGCCGAUACGGGAACAGAGAACUCCCAUGAGGCCAGCGGCAGUUUAACAUCCACUGAUGUUGAAAAAGGGGACAAGACUCCGCGGGAGCAAGAAGUGGUGCCUGCAGUGGAGGACAGCACCGUCCCUGCCGCUCGUGAGGAAGAAGGCGGCACGGUAUCACCCCGCGCCGUGUUGGAAGAGGAGUGGGAUAGCCCCCUGUCCAUGGAGAAAGACGUGACGGCUGUAGUUGAGGACAACUUCACUCCGGCGGGUCUUGAAGAGGGGGACCAGGUAGCAUUAUCCCUUGGCAUGCCCAGUGAUGAACAGGAUGUUCCUGCACCGGCGCAGGAAGCAUCGUUAGCGGAGGUGGGGGAUACCACCGCUCCGGCCGGUCUUGGCGAGGGGGACGCUUUGCCAUCUCUUGUCGUGCCUGACGAACAACGGGAUGAUGUCGAUCAGGGUACAGAGAUGCCGCAUGGGGUAGCUGUGAACCGUGCCGCUCCCACCGGUUCUGAGGAAGUACACGCCGCGGCAUCAUCCCCUGCUGUACUCGACGAGGAACCUGAUAGGCCCCCACCCGUGGCGCAAGAACCAGUUUCCGCAGUGGAGGACGGCGCCGCUCCCGCCGGCCUUGCAGCAGAGCAACAGGCGAUACCAUCCCUUGGCAUGCGCGAGAUGCCGCAUGGGGUCGAGGGUACUUCGACACCCACCGGUGUUGAAGAAAGGGACCAGAACCCGGUGGAGAACAACGCGGUGGCUGCAGUGGAGAACAGCGCCGUUCCCACCGGUUCUGAGGAAGUACACGCCCCGGCAUCAUCCCGUAUUGUGUUGGAAGAGGAGCAGGAGAUCCCCCCGUCCUUGGAGCAAGAAACGGCGGCUGUAGUGGACGACAACGCCGCUCCCGCUGGUCUUGAAGAGGGGGAACAGGUGACACCAUCUCUCGGCAUGCCCAGUGAGGAACUGAGUGAACCUGCACCGGCGGAGGAAGCAUCGGUAGGGGGGGCGGGGCAUACCGCCGCUCCGCCCGGUCUUGAAGAGGGAGACGCUCUACCAUCUCGUGUCGUGCCUGAAGAGCAACAGGGUGGCGUCGAUACGGGAACAGAGAUGCCGCAUGGUGUCGAGGGUGGUUCGACACCCACCGGCCUUGAUGACGGGGACCAGGCGGGAGCAUCCCCCCCCGUGCCCGAUGAGGAACGAGAUGUCCCCUCACCGGUGGAGCAAGAAGUGGUGGCUGUAGUGGAGGACAGCGCCGCUCCCGCCCAUCUCGAAGAUGUCCAUGCUGCGGCAUCUUCUUCUGCAGUGCCCAGCGAGGAUCAGGAUGCCCCCCCGCCCGUAGAGCACGAAACGGCUUCUGCAGUGGAGGACAACGUGGCUCCCGCCCACUCUGAACAUUUGGACUCUUCUGUACCACCCCCUGCCUCCCUCAAUGAGAAACAGGCCGGUACGUCUACCGCCGCUCUCAGCGACAAGGGGGACACUGCUGUGGUACCGCUUCUCUCCGUGUCUUACGAAGCAGAGAAUGCCUCUCGGCCAGUGGAGCAAGACACGGGGGAUGUGGUGGAGGACAACGUGGCUCCCGCCGGUCUCGAAGGAGCGGCUUCACCCCCUGCCAAGUCUGCCGAGGCACAAAAUUCCUCUCUACCCGUAGAGCAAGACACGGUGGGUGCAGUAGAGGACAGUGCCGCCCCCGCCGAUGCUGAACGAGCCGACUCUUCGGUACCAUCUCCUGCCAUGCCGGAAGAGAAACAGGAUGCCACCGAUGCCGGAUCGGAGGUGCCACCAGCAGUGGUCGAGGGCAGCACGCCUACCGCCGCUUCCAGCGAAGCGGGGGGCACUACGGCACCGCUGCCCUCCGUGACUGAUGAGGCAGAGGAUGAUUCUCGCCCAGUGGGGCAAGGCACGGUGGGUACAGUGGAGGACAGCGCGGCUCCCGCCCGUGCUGAAGGAACCAAUUCUUCUGUACCAUCUCCUGCCAUACCCGAUGAGAAACAGAAUGCCCCCGAUGGCGCAAUUGAGGUGCCACCAGAGGUGGUCGAGGACAGCACACCUAGCGCCGCUCUUGGUGAAGCGGAGGACACUGCGGUGCAGCUCCCCUCUGUGGCCGACGUAGCAGAGGGUCCCUCUCGGCCAAUAGAGCAAGACAAGGUGGGCGUAGUGGAGGACAGCGUGGCUCCCGCCGAUCUCAAUGAAUCAUCUCCUGCCAUGUCCGACGAGGCAGAGGGUGCCUCUCUGCCCGUGAAGCAAGACACGGAGGCUGUUGGCGACGACAUCGGGACUCCCGCCGAUGAUGAAGAAGCCAAUUCUUUCGUACCAUCCCCCGCCGUGCCCGAAGAGAAACAGGAUCCCACCGAUGCCGGAACGGAGGUGCCACCAGCGGUGGUCCAAGACGGCACGCGUACCGCCGUUCUCAGUGAAGCGGAGGACUCUGCUACGGUACCGUUUCCCUCCGUGUCCGACAAGGUAGAGAAUGCCUCUCGGCCAGUGGAGGAAGACACCGUGGAUGGAGUUGAGAGCAGCGCAGCUCCCGCCGAUCUCGAAGCAGCGGUGUCAUCCCCUACCGUGUCCGACGAGACCAAGGAUGCCCAUAUACUCGCCGAGCAAGACACGGCGGGUGUACAUGUAGUUGACGACAGCGCAACUCCCGCCAAUGCUGAAGUCACCGACUCUUGGGUACCUUCCCCUGUCGUGCCCGAUGAGAAACAGGGUGCCGCCGAUGGCGCAACGGAGGUAACACCAGCGGUGGUCGAGGGCAGCACACCUACCACCGCUCUCAGUGAAGAGCGGGAUGCUGAGGUAACCCCCUCCGUGGCCGACGAGGCAGACCACACCUCUCUGCCCGUGGACGAAGAGUCUGCCGCUGUAGUCGAGGACAAUACGGCUCCUACCGGUCUUGAAGAAUCGGACGCUCCGGCACUCAUCUCUUCCGUGCCGGACGGAGACCGGGAUAUCCCCAGAAUGAACGAGCAAGACGCGGUUGUUGCAAUGGAGGACACCACGGCUCCCACCGAUCUCGGAGAAGCAGACGAGUCGGUACCAUCCCCUGCCGUGCAUGACGAAGAACAGGGCCUCUCUCGUUCAGUGGAGCAAGAAACAGUGGCUGUAAUCGAUGGCAUCGCAGCUCCCGCCGAUGUCGAAGAAGUGGACGCUUCGGUACUACUCCCUCCCGUCGCCGAUGAGAAGCAGGAUGCCGCCGAUGCCGGAACAGAGAUGCCACAAUCGGAGGCCGACGACGGCGCGCCGACCGCCGCUCUUAGUGAAGAGCGGGACGCUGCGGUUCCGUUCACCUCCGUGGCCGGCGAGGCAGAGGAUGCCUCUCUGUCCGUCGAGAAAGCAAAGGAUGCUGCCGAUGCCGGAGCGGAGAUUUCGCAAGCGGUGGUCGACGACGACACGCCUACCGCCGGUCUCGGUAAAGAUCGGGACGCUGCGGUACCAUUCAACUCCGUGACCGACGAGGAACAGGAUGCCUCUCUGUCUGUGGAAAAUGUAAUGGCGGGUGUAGCAGAAGAAAGCACGGCUCACGCUAGUGUUGACGCGGGCGCUUCGGUAUCAUUCCCUGUCGAUCCCGACGAGGAACAGGAUGCCUCUCGGCCAGUGGAGCAAGACACAGCGAGUGGAGUCGACGAGAGCGCCGGUCUCGCGGAUGUUGAAGAACCGGACGCUUCGGUGUCAUCCCCGGCCGUGCCAGACGAGGGGCAAGGUACCGCCGAUGCCGGAACGGAGAUGCCACAAUCGGAGGUCGACAACAAAGCGUCGACCGCCGCUCUCGGUGAAGAGCGGGACGCUGCAUUACCGUUUACCUCCGUGGCCGCCGAGUCAGAUGCCUCUCUACCCGAGGAGAAAGAAAUGGAUGCCACCGAUGCCGGAACGGAGAUGCCACCAGCGGUGGUCCACGACAAUCCGCCUACCCCCGCUCUCAACGAGCAGCAUGACGCUGGGGUACCAUCCACCUCCGGGGCCGACGAGGAACAGGAUGCCUCUCUUUCUGGGGAGGGUGUAGUGGAGGACAGCAUGGCUCCCGCUGGACUUGAAGAAGCGGAUGCCGCGGUAUCAUCCCCUUCCGUGCCCGACGAGGAACAGCACGCCUCUCGGUCAGCAGAACAAGACACAGUGGCUGCAGUUGAUGACAGUGCGGCUGUCGCGGGUGUUCAAGGACCGGUAGCUUCGGUGCCAUCCCCGGCCGUGCCCGACGAGGAACAAGGUACCGCCGAUGCCGGAAUUGACAUUACACCAGCGGUGGUCGACGACGCCCCGCCGACCGCCGCUCUUAGUGAAGAGCGGGACGCUGCGGUACCGCUCACUUCCGUGGCCGGCGAGGCAAAGGGUGCCUCUGUAUCCGUGAAGAAAGCAAAGGGUGCCGUCGAUGCUGGAACAGAGAUGCCGCAAGCAGUGGUCCACGACAGCACGCGUACUGCCGCUCUCAGUGAAGAGCUGGACGCUGCGCUACCGGUCAGGUCCGUGACCGACAAGGCAGAGGAUGCCUCACUGUCCGUGAAGCAAGACACGGUGGGUGUAGCGGAGGAAAACGUGGCUCCUACCGAUGCUGAAGACGCCGACUCUGGUGUACCAUCCCCCGCCGUGUCCGAAGAGGGCGAGGAUGCCGCUGAUGCCGGGACGGAGGUGCCACCGGCGGUGGUCGAGGGCGGCACGCCUACCGCCGCUCUCAGUGAAGAUGAGCACACGCUCCCUGCUGUGGCCGACGAAGCAGAGGGUGCUUCUCGGCCAGUGGUGCAAGACACGGACCCCGCCGAUGGUGCAACGGAAGUACCACCAGCGGUGGUUGAGGACGGCACACCUACCGCCGCCGUUAUUGAAGAGGGGGGCACUGCAGUACCGCCCCCCUCCGUGCUCGACGAGGCUGAGAAUGCCUCUCGGCCCGUGGAGCAAGACACGGUGGAUGUAGUGGAGGAUAGCACAGCUCCCCCCGGUCUCGAAGCAGCGCCGUCAUCCCCUGCGGUGUCCGACGACGCCCAAAAUGCCCAUACACUCGCCGAGCAAGACACUGCGGUUGUAGUCGACGACAGCGCAGAUCUCGCUGAUGCUGAAGAAGCUGGCUCUUCGGUACCUUCCCCGGUCGUGCCCAAUGAGAAACAGGAUGCCACCGACGGUGAAACGGAGGUACCGCCAGCGGUGACCGAGGACAGCACACCUACCGCCGCUCUCGGUGAACAGGGGGACACUGGGGUACCAUUCCCCUCUGUGGCCGACGAGGCAGAGGAUCCCUCUCGGCCAGCGGAGCAAGACCCGGAUGCCGCCGAUGCCGGGACGGAGGUGCCACCAGCGGUGGUCGAGGACAGCAUACCUACCGAAGCGGGGUACGCUGCAGUACCGCUCCCCUCCCACGACGAGCCAGAGGAUGCCCCUCGGCCAGUGGAGGAAGAGACUGUGGAUGCAGUGGAGGACAGCGCAGCUCCCGCCGGUGUCGAAGCCGUGGUGUCAUCCCCUACCGUGUCCGACGAGACCAAAGAUGCCCACAUACUCGCCGAGCGAGACACGGCGGGUGUAGUCGACGACAGCGCAACUCCCGCCGAUGCUGAAGGAGCCGACUCUCCGGAACCUUCCACUGUCGUGCCCGACGAGAAACAGGAUGCUGCCGAUGCCGGGACGGGGGUGCCCCAAGCGGUGGUGGAGGACAGCACACCUAGCGCCGCCGUUAGCGAAGCGGGGGACGCGGCAGUACUGCCCCCCUCCGUGUCCGACGAGGUAGAGAAUGCCGCUCGGCCAUUGGAGGAAGACACCGUGGAUGUAAGGGAGAACAGCGCAGUUCCCGCUGGUCUCGAAGAAGUGGUAUCAUCCACUGCUGUGUCCGACGAGACCAAGGAUGCCCAUAUACUCGCCGAGCCAGACACGGUGGGUAUAGUCGACCACACCGCAGCGCCCGCCGAUGCUGAAGGAGCCGACUCUCCGGAACCUUCCCCUGUCGUGCCCGACGAGAAACAGGAUGCUGCCGAUGUCGGGACGGAGGUACCGCCAGCGGUGGUGGAGGGCACUGCGGUACGACCCCCCUCCGUGUCCGACGAGGCAGAUGAUACCUCUCGACCAGUGGAGCAAGGCACGAUAGGUGUAGUGGAGGACAGCGCAACUCCCGCCGAUGCUGAAGGAGUCGGCUCUUUGGCACCUUCCCCUGUCGUGCCUGACGAGAAACAGGAUCCUUCCGAUGCCGGGACGGAGGUGCCACAAACGGUGGUGGAGGACAGCACACCUACCGCCGCCGUUGGUGAAGCGGGGGACGUUGCAGUGGCGCCCCCCUCCGUGUCCGACGAGCAAGGGGAUGCCUCUCGACCAUUGGAGCAAGACACCGUGAAUGUUGUGGAGGACAGCGUGGCUCCCGCCGAUGCUGAAGGAGCGGGCUCUUCGGUACCAUCCCCUGCCAUGUCCAAUAAGAAACAGGAUGCCUCUGAUGCCGGGACGGAGGUGCCUCCAGCGAUGGUGGAGGACAGCAUACCUACCGUCACUCCCAAUGACGCUGCGGUGCCGUCCCCCUCCGUGCCCGACGAGGUCGUGAAUGCCUCUCGGCCAACGCAGCAAGACACUGUGGAUGAUGUAGUGGAGGACCGCGCAACUCCCGCCGAUGCUGAAGGAGCCGAAUCUCCGGAACCUUCCCCUGUCGUGCCCGACGAGAAACAGGAUCCUGCCGAUGCCGGGACGGAGGUACCGCCAGCGGUGGUGGAGGACAGCACACCUACCGCCGCCGUUGGCGAAGCGGGGGGCGCUGCGGUACCGCCCCCCUCGGUGUCCGAUGUAGCAGAGGAUGCCUCUCGGCCAGUGGAGCAAGACACGGUGGGUGCAGUGGACGACAGUGCAGCUCCCGCCGAUGCUGAAGGAGCGGACUCUUCGGUACCUUCUCCCGCCGUGCCCGAUGAGAAGCACUAUCCCGCCGAUGCCGGGAUGGAGGUGCCACAAGCGGUGGUGGAGGACAGGACACCAACCGCCGCCGUUAGCGAAGCGGAGGACGUUGCAGUGGCGCCCUCCUCCGUGUCCGACGCGUCAGGGGAUGCCUCUCGACCAUUGGAGCAAGACACCGUGAAUGUUGUGGGGGACAGCGCACCUCCCGCCGAUCUCGAAGCAGUGGUGUCAUCCCCUGCCGUGCACGGCGAUGGCCAAGAUGCCCAAACACCCGCCGAGCAAGACACGGUGGGUGUAGCGAGGGACAGCGUGACUCCCGCCGAUGCUGAAGGAGCCGACUCUUCGGUACCUUCUCCUGUCGUGCCCGAUGAGAAACAGGAUGCCGCCGAUGGAGCAACGGAGGUGCCACCAGUGGUGGUGGAGGACGGUACACUUACCACCGCUCUUAGCGAAGCUCGCACCUCCGGCUCCGACGAGGUGGAAGAUGCCUCUCGGCCAGUCGAGCAAGAAUCGGGGGUUGUAGUCGACGAUGGCGCAGCUCCCGCCGAUGCUGAAGGAGCGGGCUCUUCCGUACCAUCCCCUGAGGUGCCCGAUGAUAGACAGGAUGCCGCCGAUGGCGCAACGGAAGUACCACCAGCGGUGGUGGAGGACAGCACACCUAUCGCUGCCCUGAAUGAAGAGCAGGACGCUGCGGUAUCGCUCCCCUCCAUGUCCGACGAGCCAGAGGAUCCCUCUCGACCAGUGGAGGAAAGAACCGUGGAUGGAGCGGAGAGCAGCGCAUCUCCCGCCGGUCUCGAAGUGGCGGCGUCAUCCCCUGCCGUGUCCGACGACACCCAAGAUGCCCACAUAGAUGCCGAGCAAGACACAGCGGUUGUAGUCGACGACAGCACGGCUCCUGCAGAUGCUGAAGAGGCGGGCUCUUCGGUACCUUCCCCCGUCUUGCCGGGUGAAAAACAGGAUGCCACCGAUGGAGAAACGGAGGUGCCGCCGGCGGUGGUCGAGGACAGCACACCUGCUCCCGUUUUCAGUGAACAGGAGGACACUGUCGCACCGCUCCCCUCCGUGCCCGACGCGGCAGAGGAUGCCUCUCGGCCAGUGGAACAAGAAACGGUGGGUGCAGUGGAGGACAGCGUGGCUCCCGCCGGUCACGAAGCAGCGGCACCAUCCCCUGCCGUGUCCGACGACGCCCAAAAUGCCCAUAUACUCACCGAGCAAGACACGAUAGUUGUAGUCGACGACGGCGCAGCUCCCAUCGAACCUGAAGAAACCGACUCUUCGGUACCUUCCCCUGCUGUGUCCGAUGAGAAACAGGAUGCGGGCGAUGCCGGGCCGGAGGUACCACCAGCGGUGGUCGAGGACGGCACCCCAUCCGCCUCUCCCAAUGACGCUGCGGUACGGUCCCCCUCCGUGCCCGACGAAGCAGAGGAUGCCUCUCGACCAGUGGAGGAAGAUACAGUGGGUGAAGUGGAGGAUAGUGCACCUACCGCCGUUCUCGAAAACACCGGCUCUUUGGUACCACCCCCUGCCGUGAGCGAUGAGAAACAGGAUGCCGCCGAUGGCGCAACAGAGGUACCGCGCGCGUCAGUCGAGGACGGCACGCCUACCGCCGCUCUCAGUGACGCGGAGGACACGGCUACGGUACCGCUCCCCUCCGUGGCCUACGAGCCAGAGGAUGCCUCUCGAACAGUGGAGGAAGACACCGUGGAUGUAGGCGAGGACAACGCAGCUCCCGCCGGUCUCGAAGCAGCGGUGUCAUCCCCUACCGUGUCCGACGAGACCAAGGAUGCUAACAUACUUGCCGAGCGAGACACGGCGGGUGUAGUCGACGACAGCGCAACUCCCGCCGAUGCUGAAGGAGCCGAGUCUCCGGAACCUUCCCCUGUCGUGCCCGACGAGAAACAGGAUGCUGCCGAUGCCGGGACGGGGGUGCCACAAGCGGUGGUAGAGGACAGCACACCUACCGCCGCUGUUAGCGAACGGGGGGACGGUGCAGAACCGCCCCCCUCCGUGUCCGACGUAGCAGAGGAUGCCUCUCGGCCAGUGGAGCAAGACACGGUGGGUGCAGUGGAGGACAGCGCAACUCCCGCCGAUGCUGAAGGAGCGGACUCUCCGGUCCCAUCCCCUGUCGUGCCCGACGAGAAACAGGACCCCGCCGAUGCCGGGGCGGGGGUGCCACAAGCGGUGGUGGAGGACAGCACACCUAGCGCCGCUGUGAGUGAAGCGGAGGACACCGCUACAGUACCGCUCCCCUCCUUGGCCGACGAGGCACAGGAUGCCUCUCGGCCUCUGGAUGACUCCAAACGUCAGAGCGCCGGCAGCGGGAAUGGCGAAGGUUCGGUUGGGAAGAAACUUCCGGCGGGCGAAUCUACAGCUGUAAACGUUACCGAGGAGAUCACACAUGAUGAGCGGCAAUCGAGCGAAAAGGGUGAUCACGAUGAAGAGUCUUCCGUGCUUGCCAAGUCUCACUGA
Messenger RNA from Ectocarpus siliculosus, 18993 nucleotides. The record is from the annotation of a GenBank genome assembly. NCBI's taxonomy places the organism in Eukaryota, Phaeophyceae, Ectocarpales, Ectocarpaceae.